Molecule: messenger RNA, 1545 nt
Organism: Oryza sativa Japonica Group (Japanese rice)
Lineage: Eukaryota; Viridiplantae; Streptophyta; Magnoliopsida; Poales; Poaceae
Biological process (GO): double-strand break repair via homologous recombination
Cellular component (GO): Slx1-Slx4 complex
Molecular function (GO): 5'-flap endonuclease activity; crossover junction DNA endonuclease activity
Source: RefSeq, a predicted model, not a curated record
UCCCCUUUCCCCCAGACAGAUUCCAACGGUCAAAAUCAACGAGAGCGGAGCAAAUCACACCACAUCACAUCACACCGGCGGAAUGGCGGCGGCGGCGGCGGCCAAUGGAAAGAGGAGGCCACGCAAGGCGGCGGCAGAGGCCGUGGACGGGCAGGAGGAAGCCUGCCGCGGAGGAGGAGGGGCGGCGGAGGCGGCCAAGGGUAAGAAGAGGCCACGCAAGGCGGCGGCGGCGGAGGAAGGCGGCCGCGGCGGAGGAGGAGGAGGGAGGUUCUUCUGCUGCUACCUGCUCCGGUCCCUCUGCCCGCGCCGCAAGGGCUCCACCUACAUCGGGUUCACGGUGAACCCGCGGCGGCGGAUCCGGCAGCACAACGGCGAGAUCCGGUGCGGCGCGUGGCAGACCAAGCGCGGCCGCCCAUGGGAGAUGGUCCUCUGCAUCUACGGCUUCCCCACCAACGUCGCCGCCCUCCAGUUCGAGUGGGCGUGGCAGCACCCGACGGAAUCGCUGGCCGUGCGCAAGGCCGCCGCGAGCUUCAAGUCGCUCGGCGGCGUCGGCAGCAAGGUCAAGCUCGCCUACACCAUGCUCAACCUCCCCUCCUGGGAGAAUCUGAACCUGACGGUGAACUUCUUCUCCACCAAGAACACCAAGUUCGCCGCCGGCUGCCCGCCGCUGCCGGGCCACAUGAAGACGGCCGUCUGCUCGCUGGAGGAUCUCCAGUACUGCACCGAUGGUGUUUCCUCUGAGGAGGAUAACAACGUCGACGAGCCGCCUCCGAAGAAGAAUCAUCAAGAACCUGAUGAUGCGCAUGCGCCUGCAAGAGACGAACUUUCAGUUUCAGAGCAUGGUUUGGUUCAAUUGCCUGAAGAAGAAAUUAGAAAUGCAGGCAAUGAAUCGGAUUACGACGAUUUCGCUCCGAUCGAUUGGAGUGUGUUUGGAGCAGCAGAAGCAAGAGGAUUGGACGAAUCAUCGGAACAUGAUGAGUGGAUGGGACAAGAAGACAACCCAUUGUUUGAAGCACAACCAUUGGAACAUGAAACCAGAACUGCAGCCUCUGCAGUUAGUGAUGCUGAAUGUUCCACUGAUGAGCUUGGUUACAUGUCAUGGAGUGGAAUUCAUGAGACGACAAGGGAAUCGGACGGAUCGGCAACAUCGCCUCGAUGUUCGUCGGGUUUGUCCAGUGAUGAUGAGGGUGGAAGAAUACUAGACGGUGUGUCAGGACAGAUUUCGUCUCCAUUUCCAUAUGUUGGGAGGAGUUCAUCGUCAGAUGAGAGUGGCCCUGCUCCUCUCUUCCUUGAGAAAGAUGUGAUAAACUUGGUUACCCCAAUUGCUCGUCGUCUUGGGAGAAAAGGAGGCGGCGAAAUGGCUAGGAUUGUUGAUCUGACAAGCUCACCAAUUGUCAUCGAGUUGUAAACUUAUAGUGUGUUGAUAAAUAAUUAUCCACGAUGUGUGCGGAAUGCCUGAAUCUUGUAACAAUAGAAACAGAAACACUCAUUCUGUCAAAUCAUGGAAUAAAAAGGUGAAUGCGACGUCAAUAUACGAUGCAAAAA